Messenger RNA from Lepisosteus oculatus (spotted gar), 6934 nucleotides. NCBI's taxonomy places the organism in Eukaryota, Metazoa, Chordata, Actinopteri, Semionotiformes, Lepisosteidae. The record is from RefSeq and is a predicted model, not a curated record.
UUGACAUAUUUCCACGUUCUAUAUCAUCACUCAGUGCAUUAUCAGUGCAUCGGAUGAAAAACAGGUUUUAUGAAGGUGAAAUGGCAGACAAAGAGAUUGACCUCUCCUCACCUCACUUCAUCGUGCCCCUCAGAAGUCUUGCAGUGCCAGAAAAUGCUGAUGUUCAACUAACUUGUACAAUAUCUGGCUCCCCUGAGCCAACUGUCACCUGGUACAAGAAUGGGCAAAUCCUAAACAAUUUAAGUGGAAUUUUAAAGGACAACUGCAUUCAUAUUCUUCAUUUGUACAAGUGCACAGAAGAGGAUGCAGGCCUUUACCAGGUGUCUGCAAGGAACAACCAAGGGAUGGCCAGCUGUUCAGCUGUACUGGAAGUCGGUUCUUUGACACGAAAUAAUAUUUUUCAUCGGCUGAAGCAAAAACACAGUGAAAGUUUGCUUUGCCGCAAAGCUGAGACUGCCAAACAUCAUGAAAAGGCAGCCACUCACAAGGAAAAUGGGGACAUUAUAAAGAGAGCAGCUGCUGAUGAAAUGGCUUCUGUCAAGAUUCAGUCUGAAUCAGAUGUGGCUCAUCCGAUGGCUGAUAAGAAAACCGCAAAAGAAUUCAGUAAUCUGAGCAAAAUUAGAAGCAGAACUGAACAUUUUAAUCCUACUGCUAGACCACAAGCUGUUGCACAAACUACAAAAAGUCUUAUAAAGAAUCACAUGGUUAAUAGUAACUUUGAUGCCCAUGUCUUAAAAAGCAACUCCACAACUUCAGUCACUACACCAUACCAGAAGAAAGAAAAUAGUGAUUUAGCAGGGGCUAUGACAGGCUUUAGAUCACCUGUUGGUGUAAGUGAAAUAGCUGACAAGUACACUGGGGCCCAAAGGAAGCCUUUAAUACACGCUUACUCUAAAAAAGGUUGCAAUCAUUCUAACGAGUUCUCAUUGGGUUCCCAUCUUAUCUCAGAAGAUGAAGAUGAUGAGUAUGCUCUAGACGACUUAAAGUGCUCUGAUGUCAUGACAGAUUACACUAAUGCAUUGUGGAACGCUAGAUUGCAAGGGCAUGAGCUGCCACCUUUAAAAGAAAGUGAUGGCAUUGAUGAUGACCUAUGCCUGAAUGAAAGUCAGAUUGGUAGCCUUAAAGAAAAUAUAAUGCAGCCCCAAGUGUCAAAUUACAGCGAGGAUACAGACGAUACCAUUGGCUUCCCUGCAGAUGACUCAAGAUUGUGGAAGCCAUCUGUUCAAAAAGACCCAUCUGGGGACAGCUGUCCAGCCAGACGCUCUGUGAUGGUUCACACAGCCACUAAGUGUCCAGACAGCUUGCCUUCUGUAGCAGCAGAACUGGAAUCUAUGGCAAUUAAAGACCCAGCCAUUGACACAUGGGAAGAGAACAAGGAGGAGCAUAAUGGCUUGGCAGGAGAAGAAAGUAUACAACCCAGUACUAAAGUGAUGACUGAGGGACUGUCAGUAAACACAGAGAAUUUAAAACCCAAUUUAAAGAUCAAGAAAGGUGAAACAGAAGCUUGGUGCUCAUCAAAAGGAGGUAAAGGGGCCAGCGCUGGAUCAUUUUCAGAGGGAUAUUGCCCUGGGAUUACUUAUACAGAUAAGGAGAUGCGCUUGUCUCAGACUGGAACCGUGGAUUCUAAGAAACCCUGUGAAUGGGACAUGACUAAAGUGAUGUGUUCCUGUGAACAUCUUAGAUCUGUGGGAAACACAACUUUAAGUGACAAUGCUUUAGUUACCAGUGCCUCCACAGGAUGCAUUCUUUUACAGCAGACAAACAAGGGUGAGGCUGGUAAUACCAUAAGGCAUAGUGAAACCAGCAUUACAGAUCCUUGUCUAGACUAUGAAUUAAAGGAAGGAGAAGAAGAAAACAAUGGCCCCGGGAAGUCUGACAAAGACAUCAGCCAGCAUUUUCCUGUGGAUCUUAUCCACCGAAAGAAAAGAAAUAUGGAUAACUCUUCUCAAAGAACAGUCUCCAGCAUGGAGGUUCAAUUACCUAGAGAGGCUUCAGAUGGUGACAUCAUUGUCUCUGCAGUUAAAACAGAAAAACUACAUGUCCCUGAAGAAUACCUGAACCAUGAAGAAGGAGCUCCAAGGAAAGGGAAGGAUUUCAUGUCUACUUCAGAUUCUCAAAAACAAAAUGGUAGUUUGUUUUUAAAGUCUGAAGUGGAUGACUCCACAGAGAAACAUUCAACUCCCCUUUACCAGGAAAUGUCUCCUUACGGUAGAGGUUGCUUGGAUAGGGACCAGAACCUCAGCAAGGGUUUAGUGAAUGGUUUUCAGAUGUGCUCAAAUUCCUGUCCAGUACUAUUUAAAGCCAAUGAGAAUUUAGAAACUUCAAAUCAAACAAUUGGACUAAGGACUAAGCUUGUGCCAGAAGGCUUUUUCAAUGAAGGUGAAAUUGGUUCUGUGGGGAUUCAGAUUCAUAAGAAAAGUGAACGUAGCACUGAAGAGACUGAAACUCAUGCUCUUUUUGAGCAUGUUUCUGAGGAGGACAAAUGUUCUUCGGCUGCCGAUGCUGAAUCUAAAAGUGACACCAUACUUGAACAAAAUCAAAACCUUUGUUACAAAGACAACACAUUCUUCGACCAGUGUCAGUUUUUAGGUUUGGCAUCUGCUCAAGCAACAUUUCAAAAAUCAUUAUGUGAUGAUUCAUCCUGCCAAAAAGAGAUUGCAUCAGGCAAACCUGUCUUAACUAUGGAAUUUCAUGAUUUGGACAACAAGCAAAAUAAAUCUAUACAUGCAUUUAGCAAUGUCAGCAAAGAAAUUUCAGAUGUAAUCAGAUUAACAAGUGACAUUUUGACUACAGCUAAGGAAGAUAGUCUUGUACAUAUGACAUUAUUUGUACCAGAUUGUCAUCAAAAAGACCAAAAAGUUGAAAAACAGAAAAAUUGUAUAAUAAUACAGGAUGUAACUAUGGUUUCUGAUUCAAUGGUGCUGACACAUGAAACUGAAGGCUCUCACAGUGCAGUAAAAAUGACUUCAACAGAAAAAAUAAUCACAACAGGAAAUGAAAGCUCAACUUCCUCUAAACCUCAAGAUGCUAUUUUAGUUGAUCAAGUGCACAACAGGGUUCAGUACAUUUACACUGAUGAAGUAAACUCAGGGAAAGCAACAGCUGAGAAUGGAGUUCAACAGUCAACAGAAACCUGGUCUAGUCACAGUGCUGAAAAAGAAACUACCGAAAUAUCUCAAACACUUACAAAAAAUACAGACCCAAGUAAAAUUUCACUUGAACCAUUGAAAACAAUGUGUAAACCUCUAAAUAUCGAUGUUCAAAAUUACAUUGGUGCUCAAAGUUACAGUAGAAAGGAACAAGAACAAAGAUUCCACCUGCCUCAGAAAACGACCCCAAAAUCCAAAGAUAAUCCUACUGACAUAUCUUUUGAAAAUGGCAGCAAUAUAUUAAAACCCAUUAAUCUGGACAGAACUCUACAAACUGCCUCACAUCAGGUGAAUACUGAUCCUCAAUCUUUUGCCAUGUGCACGUCAAUUGAGCAAUGUCCUUUGAGUGAAGCUAGUUUUGAAACAGCAGCUGGUAGGCCUCUGAAUGGAGCAAAAAAGUCUGGUUUUGAAAGAGAGUUCCUUGAAAAAGAGAAAUUUUGUGAUCCUGAGGCAGUUCUCAGAUUCCAUGAGGAGAUACCUAUCUGUGGGAAGACAGCAAUAUGUAAGCAAAAUAAUAAACUGAGUGUGCCAGUCCAACCAGAAAAAGAGACUAGUUUAUCAACUCAGAAAAAAGAAAAAAACACUCAUAGAUCUCAUAGCAGGAAGAAAAAAAAUUGGGCACUGCCGGUAAACAUAGACAACAUAGAACAUUCACAUCAAUACUACAAAAAGCCAGGGUUGCCUUCAGUGGAAGCAGAAAAGCCCAAAGUAAUACCCUCUAAGGGGAAACCUGAAGCUUUGGAGGCAAAACCAAUGUCACAGGGGAAGAAAAACAAUGAAAAUCUGAUGACAGCUGCUCAUAGAAAGGAACACUUUCAUUUGCACAAUGCACAGAAUCAAUUGUCAGUCAGAAACAUUGUCAGUCAAACAUUGGGGGCAGGAGAAAAGGUCACUAUUUUGGAGAAUUCUGUGAAUUUAAUAUCAGAAGAAGAAAUUCAGACAGCAUCUUUAGUCCAGAAUGAAGAUAAUGAAGAACUGGCCAAGCGCAUUCGUUUGUCGGAUGAAGGAGUUGACAAAGAUACUUCAGAAGUGGAGUGUCAGAAGCCUGAAUUGGGAAAAAAUGAUUAUUCUGGACAACUAAAGAAGAAUGAGAGAAAAGCAUCAACAGAGAUGACCCACAAAAAACCCCAUAAAGAACCACACACUGAGAAGCAGCAGGAAGAGAAAAAAAUAGAAAAAAGAUCAAUCAAUGUAUGUAUUUUCUUAGCCCCGAAUAUUCUGCAGAACAUCCAAGCAGAAAGAAACCUGGAGGAUUCUGGGAACAUCAGUCUCUGCUGCCAAUUUGGUAACAUCCAUACUGAUUGUUCCAUCACAUGGAUUAAAGAUGGGUCUGUUCUGGCUGAAGUAGAGAGAAGCACAGGUGAUGAAAGCCCAGUCUUCUUUACAAUUGUAAAAGCCUCCAAUAAAGACGUAGGAAUUUACCAGUGCCAGCUCAAAAGCUCUCUCGGAAAUGUGUCUUUAGAUUACUGCUUCAGUUUAGAAGCACUGAAUGAGCUCAUCCCUUGUCAAAAUCAUAAAGUGGCAGAAGGAGAAAACAUUAAAUGUACUGAGCUUAUGUUCAGAGAUGAUUUUCUAAGUGACCAGUAUUUUGGAGACAAUCAGUAUGGCAGUAUUACUACAGAAGAGGACCACUUUGGAGAGGGCAUGCACCGUAAAGCUUUCAGGACAACGAUUGUCGAUGGCCUGAAGUCUCUGUUUCACCCUGGGCACCCCUGUGUCCUCAAAGUGCACAACUCCAUCAGCUAUGGGACCAAAACCAAUGAGGAAUUAGUCCAGAAGAACUAUGACUUAGCUGUAGAGGAGUGUCAUGUGCAGAACACAGCAAGACAAUACCUUAAAGCAUAUACAGAGAUUGCCAUGUCUACAGAAGGAUUUGGAGAUAUUCCUGAGAUCAUUCCCAUUUACCUUGUUCACCGCCCUACCAAUGAAAUCCCAUAUGCCACACUAGAAGAGGAACUGAUUGGAGACUUUGUGAAAUAUUCGGUGAAGGACGGAAAGGAAAUCAACUUGAUGAGAAGAGAUUCAGAUGCAGGGCAGAAAUGCUGUACCUUCCAGCACUGGGUCUACCAAAACACAGAGGGUAACCUGCUUAUCACAGAUAUGCAAGGUGUGGGGAUGAAGUUAACUGAUGUUGGAAUAGCGACCUGUAAGAAAGGGUUCAAGGGUUUCAAAGGCAACUGUGCCACAUCCUUCAUUGACCAGUUCAAAGUUCUCCACCAGUGUAAUAGGUUCUGUGAAAUGCUCGGGCUUAAGCCUUUACAACUCAGUCAACAAAAGUCAAGAAGAACAGCACCUGCUCCAAAACCACUGGCACAGCCCACAAAGAAAAUCAUUUUCACUCUCAAACCCCAGAGCAAAUCCUGAGAAUAAUUGGUAUUAAUAGUUAAAACUUGGUAUUAAUAGUUAAAACUAUAACAAUUUUACAUUUUAAAAAAUAAUUCUUGAGUGACCUUUCUUCUCACAUGCCUGUAAUUCCCUAAUUUCUAUCAAAAAAUCUUUUUUGAUACUGAUGUUCUGCACUUACGGUACAAUAUAUAAUCCUUCCUUAUAAUGUUUCAUGUACAGUAUAUUUUGAAGAAAUGUCUUACAAUCUUCUAUAUCUGUGGGGAUGGAACUAAUUUAGCUGAGGUCAUUUACAGUAGUACUAAUUCUAAUCAGAAUCUGUGAGAAUAAGUGGUUUAAAAUGACAGGCGCUAUAGCUUCAUGUACUACGUUAAUUUGGAUUUUUCACCUGAUGCAUUGAUUAGCAUGUACUGUAUCAGCAGGGAUGAAUUUUGAUCAAUACUGAUGCAAAUGUUCCACUGCUUGGCAAACCAUCAGUGUAGAUGUACAACAUCCAACAUCUUAAUCUUAAUGUGUGUUUUAUAAGAAAUUUAUACUGAAUGGCUGCCUAAUGCUGUGUCUAUGGGUCUUUUUAAGUUGAACUGCUAAUUUACACAUGCUCCAUCAAGUAUCAGUACAGCAUAUGCUGUUUUUAUUUUUUUUUAAGUAAUGUUGAAAUGUACUGUAAUGACAUUUCCCUUUGCUGUAUGACAUUUACAAAUAAACAGCUAUUAUUUUACUGCAUGAGUGCCUCAGUUGAAGAUUUUAAAAUUUGGACUUCAUGAGAAGAUGUGUUUUAUUUGGUAUACUUUUUACAAAAUUAUAUUUUUAAAUAUUGGGUUUUGUACUGCACAAUAUUUAAAUAAAUAUUAGUAACAUAGAUUAUAGUUUGCUAACACUAAUAAGCAAUUCAUACAGUGCUGUCCUGUUAUUUCAUUAAUUAAUUUUCAGUUUUCAGACUGAAUGACAAUAUAUUCCAAUAUGUUAAAGGGCCUGUCUGUCUAGUCCUAAUCUGCAAAUGAGGCAUAAGGGAGAAGACACAUCUCCCCUAAUUGUGAACUAAUGAGGUGGGGAGAUAUCCCUGUUCUUGGUGGAGUUAGCAAUGAGAAGUCAAUUUAGAAUUGCCAAUCAUACUUAACGCGUGGAAGGCUGUAAUAUACCAGGGCACCCAGCAAAACCCCACAUAAAAACACAGAGAACAUAUAAACUCCACACAGACAGACACCCAGACCCCUGAGCUGUGAAAAAUAUGUAGGGGACAGCACAUUGGCACAAUGAUUAGCAUUCCUGCCUCAAGGUGCUGGGACCCUAAAUUGAAUGAAACAGAAAAGUGAUGGAUGGAUUUAUCUGAAGGUGCAAGGAGUACAUACAAGCAUACAGUAGUAAAUGCAUCUGUUAAUCAAAAUUGAAAAACCUUGGGGUUAUAUUUGAUUCUGGCUUAACAUUCGACCCACAUGUACAGC